CUUCUGCUAUUCCCGUCCCCUGCAGCUCCCAAAAGCCCCCCAAGCUGCCGGCAACAAUUUUCUCAAGGAAACCGGUAGAAAGCUUGAAAUUUCUCCUUCUUCUCUUGUUAAAUAACAAGCAUAGAACCCAGAAAUCCUUUCCCCCCAUCUGCAGAAUUCCAGAUCUGCUCUGCUCUGUCCUCACCGUCCGGCUGCUCCUGCUUUGUGGGGGCGAAUUGCUCUGGUUUUUGAUUUUCGUGAGUUUCCCUGCAGAUCCCACCGGCCUCUUCCCCAAACUGCAGCUUCGGUUUCCUUGCUUGCAAAUUCUGGUAUGUUGACAGCCCCUCCAAGCCCUGAAUUUGUCCAUUUAUUUGCUGCCUUGUGUGUCCGAAUUUUGCUAGAAAAAUGGGAGGAAUUUCGGUAGCAAUUAAGAGCAUUUUAAGUGUGUUUUGUUGCUUAAUUCAUGUAGAAAAUUAGUUAAUUGAUUGCUGUGAUUUUUGGAGAGAAAAUCCCGUGAAAUUAGCUAGUGUUUUGGCCAAUUUUUGGAAGUUGCAGUACUGUUCACGGCGUGAGCACGGUUCACGUCGUUAGCUUUGUUCACGUUUUUAAAAGCAUGUUUUGACUUAUUUUGAAAUGGUGGCGGGGCUAAACUCAUUUUACACGAGCAUAACUCAUUUGAAGUGAAAUUUUUAUGCUUUUCAUUAAAUUGAGCAUGCCUACUUGAAAUUUAAUUGAUUGUUCUGAUGAUUUGAAAGUGAUUGGUGAAUUAUGAUUUUUUUGUUAACUUUUGCCUGUUUUGUCUCUGAUAUGGUCAUGUUAUUCGUGUGCCCGCUAGUGGGAGGUUUAUAAACGCUAGCACAUGUCGACAUGUUACUGAUAGAACCGAUUCGUUUCUGUUAUCCUGCUAGUGGGAUCAUACACUAGUAAAUCGUGUGCCUCCCAAUGGGAGGUUUAUAACACUGGCCAUGACCUAUGGAGGAGACGUCUAUUUCGUUUCCGUACCCGUAUCUGUUUUUCGUCAUUAUACGUGUUGGCAUGCUAUAAGUUUAAGAAGCGAAAUCAAGGACGGGGAAACCACGGGAAGUGACAAGUUAGAAGGCUAACCAUUUCGACAUUGAUAUAGAUUUUAGAAAUAAAUCAUGCUUUUGUAAGAUAGGUUUUACCUUGAAUUUAUGAGAUCAAAACAGAUUUCGGUCAUUAGAUCAAUUACUUGGAUUUAAGUCAUUUUGGAUAUAGAAAUAAAUUGAGAUAUUUGAU
This is a messenger RNA of Rubroshorea leprosula, 1236 nucleotides long. The record is from the annotation of a GenBank genome assembly. NCBI's taxonomy places the organism in Eukaryota, Viridiplantae, Streptophyta, Magnoliopsida, Malvales, Dipterocarpaceae.